AAAUAUUAACAUGCAUAGAUAUAUUUCAUCAUUUACAUAAAAUCAUUUAAUCAUAGAUUAAAUAAAAGUUUUUAUAAAAGACUUUAGAGAUGUUCCUAAGUUAGCAACCUCAAAAUUCAACUUAGAACAUAUAAAUUCACUGAAAGACAUUCAACAACUAUCAGAUGAAUGGCAGUUUAAUCCUGCAUUGACAGUCAUUAAAAGAGAAUUUGAGUUCCCUACUUUCAAGGAGAGCUUUGCUUUUAUGAGUUCUGUGUCUGAUAUCUCUGAGAAAAUGGAACAUUACCCAAAAUGGUAUAAUAAAGGGAACAAAGUCAUAGUUGAAAUAACUACUCCUGAGGUUGGCCUGACAAUCAAAGACAUUUUGUUGGCCUACACUAUGGAUAACAUUUCCGAUGAUAUCCGAAACGAAGACAUCCAAUUUAUCAGUUAAUAAAGUAAAUUGACUACUCAAUCUACAACUUUACUGAAUUCUUGGAACAAAAAUUACUCUAAAUUUGAGGAAGAAGUUGCCUCUUAAUUAUAGAGAAAUGUCAACCAAUUUUGACGAAGAUCAAUCUGAUUUUGUCAAUUAUAUGUUAUUCAAUUUAUAUACAAAUUUGUUAUCAA
This is a messenger RNA of Paramecium tetraurelia, 609 nucleotides long. RefSeq lists its product as uncharacterized. Lineage: Eukaryota; Ciliophora; Oligohymenophorea; Peniculida; Parameciidae. The record is from RefSeq and is a predicted model, not a curated record. The transcript has 2 exons. Gene Ontology annotation, molecular function: 4-alpha-hydroxytetrahydrobiopterin dehydratase activity. Gene Ontology annotation, biological process: tetrahydrobiopterin biosynthetic process.